AUGGAUGUCCAGGACACCCAGCGCCUCCUUUCCGAGUACCUCCAUGAGCUCGCCAACCUCUUCCAUCGCGUCCCGGGCUCUGCCAUCUUCUUGCGUUAUGUGAAAUCCAGCUACCAGAAUGACCCAAUUCGCUCCGCUGUUGAGCUGUUCCUGUUCUUAUUCGCCGUUCGCUACCUUCUUGCCCCAAAGUAUUCCACCAAGCCCGGCGUUGUUCAACUCUCCGAGGAUGAAAUUGAUGAUUUGGUCGAUGAGUGGACGCCGGAACCGCUUGUCGGGAAACCCACCGCUUUGGAAGAGAUGGAGAUUGAGAAGCGGACGGUCAUUGUAGGGCCUGUCGGUCCCAAGUCGAAACUGUCCAAUGGUCGAACGGUGAUGAAUCUCGGCUCCUAUAACUUCUACAACUUCAACACGAACGAGUCUAUCAAGGAAAAGGCAAUCCAGACCCUCCGCAACUACGGAGUCGGACCCUGCGGACCGCGAGGCUUUUACGGUACCCAAGAUGUCCACAUGAAGACAGAAGCGGACGUUGCGUCCUUCCUCGGCACCGCGUCCUGCAUUAUCUACUCCCAGGCGUUCUCAACGAUUUCUAGCGUGAUUCCGGCGUUUUCCAAGCGAGGCGACAUUAUAGUUGCGGAUAAAGGCGUGAACUUUGCUAUCCGGAAGGGCAUUCAGAUCUCUCGGAGUAUGGUUCGUUGGUAUGAACAUAAUGAUAUGGAUGAUUUGGAAAGGGUUCUGGCCAAGGUUACCAAGGAGCAAGCGAGGAAGCCGCUUACCCGACGAUUCAUCAUUACUGAAGGGUUGUUCGAGUCGUAUGGUGACAUGCUUGACCUUCCUAGAAUUAUCGAACUGAAACUCAAGUACAAGUUCCGACUGAUCCUGGAUGAGUCGUGGUCAUUUGGUGUUUUGGGAAGAACCGGCCGUGGUAUCACCGAACAUCAGAAUGUUGAUGCGGCUGAAGUUGAUAUGAUUGUGGGCUCGCUGGCCGGCCCGCUCGUCGCAGGUGGUGGUUUCUGUGCUGGCUCAGAAGAGAUUGUUCACCACCAGCGUAUCUCAGCCGCUGCAUACACGUUCUCCGCCGCAUUGCCUGCUCUUCUGUCUACCACUGCAAGCGCGACAAUCAAUGUCCUUCAAAACAGUCCCGAGACGAUCACUCAACUGCGGGACCUUACCAAGGUUAUGUGGUCGCAACUCGAUCCUCGCAGCGACUGGGUGUAUUGCACUAGUGCACCUGAGAACCCAAUCAUGAUCCUCGUCCUUAAGCCCGAAGUGAUUGCGGCAAAAAGGCUCUCUCCUGAAGAUCAACAAUUUGUCCUGCAGGAUGUGGUGGACGAGUGCCUCGCCAAUGGCGUCUUGAUCACCCGUCUCAAAUGCUUGGACGACAACUUUGAGCCCAAGCAAAAGGUUCCCGCGGCGCUCAAAGUAUGCGUCACAAUCGGAUUAACGAAAAAGGAAAUCGAGAAAUCAGGAACUAUCAUCCGCCAUGCGAUCACCAAAGUUCUUAGCAGGAGAAAGUAA
Molecule: messenger RNA, 1515 nt
Organism: Aspergillus calidoustus
Lineage: Eukaryota; Fungi; Ascomycota; Eurotiomycetes; Eurotiales; Aspergillaceae
Source: the annotation of a GenBank genome assembly